Chlamydomonas reinhardtii is the source of this 3247-nucleotide messenger RNA. RefSeq lists its product as uncharacterized. The transcript is spliced from 6 exons. Bases 193 to 3000 code for a protein of 935 amino acids. The record is from RefSeq and is a predicted model, not a curated record. NCBI's taxonomy places the organism in Eukaryota, Viridiplantae, Chlorophyta, Chlorophyceae, Chlamydomonadales, Chlamydomonadaceae.
GCCUACUUCUUGGUGAAAGCUUAUGUUUUUUAUGCUGAAAACAGCCGUCGUGUCAGAGUUCACUCGCAAACUGCAAAGCUGAGGCGCAACUCUAUCUUUGUAGCUGCAAUUUGUAAAGAAAUGCUGCAUCACAUAGACUUGCAGUAGACUGGGGAGCUCGCUUGUGAGCGGCGACGCUUUGCUGCGCAGCGAAUGCUGCACGCGACCGCCUGCGGCUCCGCGGAGCUUCGCAUAGUGAGGAGCAUUAGUACUGUACAUUAUGGGAACGUCCGCGCCGGUCAGCCAGGCGCAGGGGUCAGCUGCGUGCAUGGCGUCGUUGGCCAGGGCGGUCCGAAGCACCCAGCCAGGCUCACGCCGCUGGCUGCGGAGCCACGCAACCGUCGCUUCAAUCGUGACAUACUAGACAACGUGGACGCUGCUGGUCCGGACGGCUAUGGUCCAGCCCAGUUCGGCGUGGGCCCACCGGUACCCGACGCCGACCGUGCUGUUGGCGGCAACCCCUCAACACCACCAGCAGCAGGCGCGGUGCCUGGAUGGGACGACGCGUCUGCAUCACCCUACGGUGGUGCUGGGCCAUACGACCCAGCCACCGGCGAGGUGGGUGCAAGCAGCAGCGCCGCGUGGGCGGGUGCGCGGGGCGGGGCGGCCGGCGCCGCUGCUGACCCGUAUGCUGGCAGCUCCGCACGGGGCCAGGCCUGGGACCCAGAUGCCGCCAGCCGCAGCGGUGCACCAUAUAGCGGCAACGGCGAUGAGACAGGCACAAGUACAUCUGGUGCAGCAGCGGCAGGGUACGGGGCCGGCUACAGCCAAGGCGGCUGGCCAACCAUGUCAGACGCUGGGGCUGGCGCCGCCGCCGGCAACGGAGCCGGCGGCUGGUACGGCUACGACCCCGGGUACGGCGGCGGCGCCGGCACCAGCGAAGGCGCAGAUGUAGGGACAGGGCCAGGAGCAGCCUACGCUGCAGGCCGCGGGCCUGGCAGCUACCGCGCGCCGGGCAGUGGUGCGGCGUACUUCGGCCCGCGCGGGCAAGCCCAGCCGCAGGCCCAGCAGCCCCAGGAGCCGCCUGCGCCGGGGCCGCUUGGCCCUGGCACUGACGGGGGCCGCGGAGCCAACGGGUUCACCAGCAGCGGUCCUGGCCGCGGCUUCGGUGCCGGCCCCAGUGCCGCUGGCGCAGGCAGCUUCUUCGGCAGCAGCGGGUUCUUCGGUGCAGAGGGCGGCGGCUGGGACGCCUCGGACGGCUGGGGCGUGGCGGACAAAUUGACGGACUGGGGCGGACUCACGGCGUCGGGCGAGGGCAGCGGCUGGAGCGACGACGACACGCCGCCCUCCGCGUCAGCAGCGCCGCCGGGGGCAGGGGCGGCGCGAGGAGCAGGCCGGCGGGAGGCAGCCGGGCGAGGGGCGCAGCAACAGCAGGAGCAGCAGCAGCAGCAGCCGUACGGUCCCGGACCGGCGGAACCCGGAUCCAGUGCGGAGGCGUCGGGAUCCAGAUCCUCCUCGUACGACGUACCGCCGCCGUACAUGUCGGGCGACGGUUGGGACGAGGCGGCGGGGCGCGGGGCGGCGGCGGGUGCGGCUGGGCCGGGGCCGGCGGGGCCGCGCUUCACCUCGUAUGCGUCGGCGGCAACGGGGCCAGGGCCUGCGGGUAUGGGUGCGCUGCAGCCGUCUGACAUCGUGCUGCUGUCGGGGCGGGACGCGUCGUCCAUCCUGCCUCUGGCGCCCACAUCAGGCCAGGUGGACUACUUCCAGCCGCGCAGCCUGCAGGAGCGUGUGGUGCAGUACCUAGGCAGCCUGGGCGCCAGCGUCAUCCUGUCCAAGGCGGCGGUGCUGGCGGGCCCGGCGCUGCUGUACCCCAUCUGGAGCCCCUGGAUCCGGGCGGGGCUGCGCAACGUGGACCUGUACUCGCAGUCCUUUGCCGCCAUAGGGCUGUGGCGGGCGCAGGUGCUGGAUGUGGCCAUCACGGGUCUGGGCGGCCUAGGGGCGCUGCUGGGGGGCGGCGGCGGCAUGGCGGCCUCGGCGCCGUCCGUGUCGCUCAUCAUCGGCGACCCGUGGGCCGGCGGCGCGCGAGCCACCCUGUUCCUGCCGUACGUGCCCAGGGCUGAGAACAUCCGUGUGGGCGACAGCGUGGAGCUGCUGGUGCUCAGCCGCGACGACCGCUUCACAGCAUUCAAGGUGGUGCGCGAGGUGUACUUCCCCCAGAGCGGCGUGUGGCUGUGCGACUACCCCUUCCUCAACCGCGACCUCUUCGCGGCCGUCUCCAUAGCCGUGGAGCAGGAGCGCCGCGCGGCGGCGGGCGGGGCAGCGCCGGCGGAGCCAGGGGCGCCGUGGCCGGGGGCGGGCGCAGGGCCAGGCGGAGCAGGGCCUGCCGGCUAUGCCGGCUACGGCGCGUACGGCAGUAGCAGCGGCGGCUACGGGGGUGUGUACGGCGGCAGCUACGGGGGCGCGUACGGCAGUGGCAGCAGUGGCCCGCCGUACUACGACGUGCCAACUGGUGCGGGCGGCGCGCCCGGGGAGCAGCCAGGCUGGUCGACAGUGGGGGCCGGGUGGGCGCCGGGGCCGGAGCCAGGGGCUGCGCGCCUAGCUGAUGACAGUGGCCCCCAGGGCUUUGGUGCGGCUGGCAGUGGGUAUAGGGAUGGGUAUGCAUUUGGGAAUGGGAAUGGGUAUGGGUACGGAGGAGAAGCGGGAGCGGGGGCACCUUCUGCCGCGUUUGGGGCGGGCGGCGACUGGCCUUCGGCGGGUGAGGCGAGUGCCCCGCAGGCGGGUGCCCGGGAUGCGCCCACGGCGGCCGCAGGCGGCGAUGCGCCACCGGCGCGCGUCAGUGCGGUGCCGCCAGCGGGGGCUCAGGGUGGAAGCAAUGGGUUGGGAGGCAGUGCGUCCAAGGUGGGGGCGGCGGGGGCGUCUGGUGCCGGUGCCACGUUGCAAGGCGGUGCUGCGGGCGGGGACGGAGGCGCGAGCUCUGGGAGGGGCAGUGCAGUAGCCUCCAAUCCCGGUGCCGCGCAGUAGGCAGUGAGCUGUUGUUUUGUAUUGGAAGGAAAUGGGGUCAGCCCUCUGCGGCUCUGCCUCCCCUAACAGCGUUGUGAGCGCUAUAGCGACGCUGCGAGCCUGUUUUCUGGACGCUGGUGUGUGCUGUGUGAGAGGGCUUCCCAUGCCGAAAGGGAGGCCGAGAGGCUUUCUUGGCUUGAUCUGCGGCUCAGGACGGGCCAGAAGUUCAGCACAUGCUUUGCAGUCCUAACUGUAAUGCUGUGUCUGC